This is a messenger RNA of Ficedula albicollis (Collared flycatcher), 2689 nucleotides long. It is a transcript of the gene NCAM2, whose product is annotated as neural cell adhesion molecule 2. The record is from RefSeq and is a predicted model, not a curated record. NCBI's taxonomy places the organism in Eukaryota, Metazoa, Chordata, Aves, Passeriformes, Muscicapidae. Gene Ontology annotation, biological process: cell adhesion. The transcript has 18 exons. Gene Ontology annotation, cellular component: membrane. Bases 1 to 2493 code for a protein of 830 amino acids. Gene Ontology annotation, molecular function: protein binding.
AUGUCUACACAGAGUUUAUAUGAAUACACUCAUGCUUUACUUCAAGUAACAAUUUCACUUAGCAAAGUUGAGCUCAGCGUGGGUGAAUCCAAGUUCUUCACAUGCACAGCCAUUGGUGAGCCUGAGAACAUAGACUGGUACAACCCCCAAGGAGAGAAGAUUGUUUCGAGCCAGAGGGUGGUUGUUCAGAAGGAAGGCGUCCGGUCCCGUCUCACCAUCUAUAACGCCAACAUAGAGGAUGCUGGUAUAUACCGGUGCCAGGCGACAGACGCCAAGGGACAAACCCAAGAAGCUACUGUAGUCUUGGAGAUUUAUCAAAAGCUCACUUUCCGGGACAUAGUGUCUCCACAAGAGUUCAGGCAGGGGGAAGAUGCAGAAGUUGUUUGCCGUGUUACGAGUUCCCCUGCUCCCGUUGUCAGCUGGUUGUAUCGGAAUGAGGAGGUCACAGCUACUGCUGACAGUCGAUUUGCAGUAUUAGCAAACAAUAAUCUCCAAAUUCUUAACAUCAAUAAAAGUGAUGAAGGAGUAUACAGGUGUGAAGGAAGAGUGGAAGCAAGAGGAGAAAUUGACUUUCGGGACAUAAUUGUUAUUGUGAAUGUUCCCCCUGCAAUCAUUCUGCUACAGAAAUCCUUCAAUGCCACUGCAGAUCGAGGAGAGGCAAUAACUUUGUACUGCAGGGCCACUGGAUCACCUCCACCUGAGAUCAGCUGGUACAGGAAUGGUAAACUUAUUGAAGAAAAUGAAAAAUAUGUCCUGAGAGGAAGCAAUACACAACUAACAAUAAGAGAUAUAAAAAAUAUCGAUGCGGGUCCCUAUAUCUGCAAUGCUAAAAACAAAGCAGGAAAUGACAAAAAGCAGACAUUCCUUCAAGUUUUUGUGCAGCCUCAAAUAAUACAACUUAAAAAUGAAACCACAUUUGAGAAUGGGAAAGCAACCCUCGUCUGUGAAGCAGAAGGAGAACCUGUCCCAGAGAUUACAUGGAAAAGGGCCAUUGAUGGAAUGACUUUCUCUGAAGGUGACAAGAGCCCAGAUGGCCGUAUAGAAGUCAAAGGGCAGCAUGGAAAGUCGUCACUGCAUAUUAAAGAUGUGAAGUUGUCAGAUUCAGGGAGAUAUGACUGUGAAGCGGCAAGUAGAAUUGGUGGGCACCAAAAGAGCAUGUACCUUGAUAUUGAAUAUGCUCCAACAUUUGUGUCAAAUCAAACCAUGUAUUACUCUUGGGAAGGCAAUCCCAUCAAUAUAACCUGUGAAGUGCUAGCAAAUCCAUCUGCCUCAGUCCAGUGGAAAAGAGGAAAAUUAGUUUUACCAGUAAAAAAUACAACUCACUUGAAGACCUACAGUACAGGAAGAAAGCUGAUUUUAGAGAUUGCUCCCACAUCUGACAGUGAUUUUGGACGGUAUAACUGUACAGCCACAAACAGAAUAGGAACAAGAUAUCAGGAGUAUACACUUGGUCAAGCUGACGUGCCAUCCAACCCGUACGGAGUACGAGUUGUGGAGCUGUCCCAAACCACGGCCAAGGUGUCGUUCAAUAAGCCAGACUCACAUGGAGGUGUGCCCAUUCACCACUACCAAGUGGAUGUGAAAGAGGUAGCCUCGGAAACCUGGAAAAUAGUUCGCUCCCAUGGAGUUCAAACUAUGGUUGUUCUGAGCAAUUUGGAACCAAAUACAACAUAUGAAAUCAAAGUAGCUGCUGUAAAUGGAAAAGGACAAGGAGAGUAUAGCAAAAUUGAGAUCUUUCAGACCUUACCUGUCCGGGAGCCAAGCCCCCCUUCAAUUCAUGGACAACCAGAGAGUGGCAAGAGUUUUAAACUUAGCAUAACUAAACAAGAUGAUGGAGGUGCCCCCAUACUGGAAUAUAUUGUCAAAUACAGAAGUAAAGAUAAGGAAGACCAAUGGCUAGAGAAAAAAGUACAGGGUAGUAGAGACCACAUCAUCUUAGAGCAUCUUCAGUGGACCAUGGGUUAUGAAGUGCAAAUUACAGCUGCCAACAGACUGGGUUAUUCUGAACCAACAUUGUAUGAAUUCAGCAUGCCACCAAAGCCCAACAUCAUUACAGACACUCUUUUUAAUGGUCUGGGACUUGGUGCUGUCAUUGGCCUGGGAGUGGCAGCCCUUUUGUUAAUCCUGGUUGUGACUGAUGUUAGCUGCUUCUUUGUACGACAAUGUGGAUUGCUCAUGUGCAUCACCAGGAGGAUCUGUGGGAAAAAGAGUGGCUCAAGUGGAAAAAGUAAAGAACUGGAAGAAGGAAAAGCUGCUUACUUGAAAGAUGGAUCAAAAGAGCCGAUAGUGGAAAUGAGAACAGAGGAUGAAAGAAUUACCAACCAUGAAGAUGGGAGUCCAGUAAAUGAGCCAAAUGAGACAACUCCCCUCACAGAACCAGAGAAGCUGCCACUAAAGGAGGAAAAUGGCAAAGAAGCUUUAAAUCCAGAAACCAUAGAAAUCAAAGUUGCUAAUGACAUCAUCCAGUCAAAAGAAGAUGAUAGCAAAGCAUAAUAAGAUAAACUACAGCUGUCUGGAUAAUGCAUUUGGAUUGAAGUAAUCCUGUGACCAAAACUUUACAGCUGACCUUAAUUUCUUGGGAAACUUAAGCUUGGAAUAGUUAGUACAUGUGUACAUACAAUGAAACAGCUCCUGUCUACAGUUCUUUUCUAUAUUUUUUUGUUGUUAAUGGUUUUUGUAUGUAGUUUUG